Diutina rugosa is the source of this 1755-nucleotide messenger RNA. Its product is annotated as E3 ubiquitin-protein ligase. The transcript has a single exon. Gene Ontology annotation, molecular function: ubiquitin protein ligase activity; ribosome binding. Bases 1 to 1755 code for a protein of 584 amino acids. The record is from RefSeq and is a predicted model, not a curated record. Gene Ontology annotation, biological process: protein ubiquitination; rescue of stalled cytosolic ribosome. NCBI's taxonomy places the organism in Eukaryota, Fungi, Ascomycota, Pichiomycetes, Serinales, Debaryomycetaceae.
AUGAGCAGCACGUCGUCCAAGAAACUGAGAGUGUCGCGGGGUCCAAAAGCGAAGAAGCCAGUGGAGAAAGAGGAGGAGGAUACAUGUGUCAUUUGUGCCAAUGCGGUCGAGUACGUCGCCGUGACCCCGUGCAACCACCGGGUGUGCCAUCGGUGCUUGCUUCGCCAGCGGGUGCUCUACGGCAAGAAAGCGUGUCUUUUGUGUCGGAGCGACAACGAGUCGGUGGUGUUGAGUCAGGCGGAGUUUGCCCGCGACUACGAGAGCUACUCGGCUAAAGAUUUCGUCAGUUAUGAUGCUAAACGCCAUAAGCAAUGGGCGAUGGAGUUUGCCGAUAAACUGCUGCUACAGGAAACGGAGAAGAUACUUGCGUUUCUGUGUAGCAUUUGUCAGACAUCGUGCGAUCUGUUUAAAGCAUUACAGGACCAUGUGCGGCUGGAACACGCCAAGUUUUAUUGCUUGAUUUGUUGUAAGCACAAAAAGGCGUUUGUCGAUGAGUUCCCGGUGUUUACUCAUAAACAGCUUGUGCGACAUCAAACUGAAGGUGACGAUAAUGGGUUUAGCGGCCAUCCUGAGUGUAAACACUGUCAUACCCGUUUCUACUCGGAGGAUGAGCUUAAUGUCCAUAUUCGUGAUCGUCACGAACGGUGUCAUAUUUGUGACCAAACCACUCCCAAAACUGCUGACUACUAUAAGAACUACGAGGCGCUUUAUAAACACUUUAAACGGGACCAUUUCGUGUGUACUGUACCUCAAUGUGUGGAAAAGGGGUUUGUGGUUUUCGCUGAUGACCUUGAAUUAGCGGCUCACAUGAUCAAAGAACAUGGCCACAUUACCGGUUCAAAUAAGAUGGUGAUUGGACUGAGUUUCCACUCGCAAUUGCUGACAUUUAACCUGGCUCAACGGCGCCACUUUGAAACGAAUAAUUCCAAUGAAGACCAUAAUGAUCCUGAAGUGAAGAAAAAGAGAUUUGAAGAGAGAGCUCGGCUUUACCUGAACUACGAUAAACUGGUAAUGGACCAGUUCCAACGGUUUAACGCUAAUUAUCGUAAUGGUAAACUUAGUGCCCGGGAACUCUAUAACAAUUACCGGGAAUUGUUUGGUAAGCAAAGUCCCGAAGAGAUUGCUCUUUUACUAGGAGAAUUAUCUGGUCUUCUAGGUGGCCAACGGCAAUUGAAAGACCAGCUUGAUACCAUUGUUCUGGAGAUUAACAGUCAAACGCAGAUGACGACACAAUUCCCCGUGCUCCAAAAAUCGGGGUCGCUGACGCCAGUAAUUCUGCAAGCAUGGGUGGGUAAACUGUCGCUGCUGGGAGCUCUGCGACAGGAGAAGUUCCCCGCCCUCGCCAAACCUGCCCGCAAACCGGUGGCGGCGCCUCAGCCUACCAUCAAGUAUAAGACGGUGCUUUUACAACCGCAACCUAAAGCCAAAGUCCAGGUGAACACUCGCCAAGCCAACUAUACCCCGGCUUAUUUAAGUAGUUCCCGCAGUGGUCUGGCGUCGCCGCUGACUGGGGGGUCGCUGACGGCUAGUCCCAGUGCUGAUAAGUUCCCUGCGUUGGAGAAGAAACCGAAGAAGACGGUGAUUCCACGGGUGAACCAGUACCUGAUUCCUGACCCUAACCAGUGGGGCACUCCCUCUCCUAAACCGCAAACCAAUGGAUCAGCCGAUAACGAUUUUGGCGGUGUCGGUAUUAGAGUGGUCGACAAACGUAAGGGUAAAAAGAAUAAACCCUACAACACCAGCGACCUCUUUUAA